AUGGCGUCGCCGCAUAACAGGCUGUUAGAUGAUGCCAUGGCCAAGUACGCCGCAAAGGAGUGGACCAUUCAAGAGCACUCGACGCCAGUCUAUGUCAACAAUAGCCAGGCGGACAUCUCCGAGUGCAUUCGGCUGUCAGAUCUUGAGAAGCAUGCUUGUCGUCGUGACCUUCCAAAGACAUGCGUGCUUGUAUUGGAUGCACACUACCAGAUCGCUGAGUUUGGGAACUUGCUUUCAGUAUGUGAACGUCUGUCAAAUCAGGACUAUUCAGCUUUACCGCCUAGACUACAGCCGUCGACGUCUUUGCCACACGGAGCUACCGUCUCUUACAUCAUUCACAAUCUGCAGGACGGGACCAUGGACGUUCUGCGGAUCAUCAGGUUCACGGCCAAGGUUGCUGCGAAGGAAGCAAAGGGCUUCUGCACCGGGCUUCCAUUGUUCUUCGCUUACCGCGAGGGACCGUGGAGCUGGAAGAAGGCAGUCCAUGCUCUCCUUGGCCGUCUUCCGGGACAUCAUGUCGUUUGGUGGACUCUUUGUGAAAAGGAACUCAAGCGUGCCCAAUCCACAGCAUGGACCGCUUCCGAUGACGAGCUUGUCAAAGGCGUUGACUUCGUGAACAAGAAUGCCCCAGAAGACGAUUCGGAGAACCAGCAAUACCUGUGGAUCUUGACGAACAUCAAGGCGGACAGUGGCUCGCCAAUUGCGGGCUGGCCGGAGGGCAAGAUCAUCCGGAUGGCUCAGAAUAAAAGUCGUGCGAAUGUAGGAGCAUCUUCGUGCCGCUUCUUCCCAAUGACCACCAAGAGUAUGAAGCCAUUCAUGGGAGAGUUUCUCUUCCCCUUGUUUGCACCCUUACUGACUAGCUUCGGAAUUGUGACCAUCGGAUGGCCGGGAGUUGGGAAGACUCCUCUGCUCAUCAUUCUCGCUCUGGCCAUCGGCAGGUAUCACAUCAAUCGCCUGGAACUGAGGGCCAAGGCCAUGGAUAACUUCAGGCAUCGCAAUGCACAGAUCCACGAGGGCUUGAUACUAGAUGAUCCCAACAUGGACAAAAUGGAGCCCGCGGAUGUCAAAUCGUGGCUAACUUCUGAAGAAGAUCAGAACUGUUCGGGUCGGUACACGGAUGUGAAGCUCGUCGCCAACGGCCUUCGGGCCUUAGCUGCAAACGACUUUGUACCUGAAGACGAACCACUCCCGGACAAACACCAUACCUCCAUCGAGCCAAAAGAGUUCUUCAAUCUCGUCAAGAAAUUCUUCGUAGGCUACAAGGAGGCCGACAUGAUGGCUGUUUUGAAACGUUGCAUCAUGUUCAUCUUCGGCAAGCGUACAACCUAUCUUCGUCUGCCUUCCCAGGAUCGCAAUGCCCUUAUCCACUGCAUUCGAGUAGAUGACCUGCACGAAGAUCUGUUCACACCGCGAGACAAGGACUUCUACGCCAAGUACAAAGUUGGCAUCCAUGAGCCGCCUCCUACAUUCGAGGCAGACAUUGCCAAGGAGCAGGAACUCCUGCUUCAGGGCAUAGAGUCUAUGCAGACGGCCGGUCGUCCAGAAACUUACAUGGCCGAAAUCAAUCAAAAGAUUGCGGACAAGAUCGGCUCUUUGACUCGCGCAUCCACUGCAGUGCAUCUUCCUGCUUCGCCAUCCACCGACGAGGAGACCGCAGUCCCAGUUCCUUUCCCAGAAGCUCUGCCCGUGGCUUGCGUCAAUCCUCCUGGGCGAAUGGGCCAGUUCCAAUAUCCUCCUCCAAAGCGUCGCCUCACCAGCAAGACUUCCAUGACCUCCGAGAUCGGGGAGAAUUUGGAGACACCCACCCACAUUGCGGGGGGCAUGGCAUCCUCGACGAUGGAACCUCCGGCAACGGCUUGCGAUGACGAUCCUGAUGAGCAAGCAGCCCGUGACAUGCACAACUGCUCCCGUGUCGCCAUGAAACGUCCGUCCGCCGCCACAAGCCGGAAACGUCCAUCAGCCUUCGCUCGCAGCUCUCACCGGAAAGCUUGUGUCAAGGAUCAAAAAGUUCUCAAGACCUACACCUUCCCUGGUGACGACUGCCCUAUGUGCGGUAAGCGACUCUAUGCCAGAACGGACAAGAACGUGAAGGCUAUUCUCAUUGGGGGAGAAACCAUUGCGAAUGUACAGACAUCGUCCAAGGUCUGUAACCGCUGCAGAAACACUGCACGUUACAACAUGUUCACGAUCGGCAAGGAGCUCCUGAAUUGCCUUUCGCUCGACCAAAUGAAGGAUGCCGGCGUCCUCUUUAUUACUUCCAAGACUGCCUUCACCAUUCCGUAUUUGGAGAUGACCUACCUUCGUCUUUUACGAGGCAAACUCUCCCCGGGACAAGAAGGUGCUGUCAUGCAUUUGUAUCAUAAGACGGACAAUCGGCUUCCGUCUUCCCGACGUCUGCGCGAGCUCCUAUUGCGAGCACUGGAGGCAUAUGCAGUGGCACGACGAUCUCCCUCGGUGCCUCUGCAGUUCAACCUCGGAUACCCGGCCAGUCACAUCGUGAAAUUGAACAAAGUCUUGACCUUUCCUCCCACUCAGACUGUCAAUGCCAUCUCGUUCGACGGUCACUUCGGGCUCCACAGAAACCUCUCCAAAUGCGAUGCUCCACGGACAGUAAAGCUUAAAGGUCAUCCCAUGAAGCUCAAGCUGUUGAAGGACGACGAACGCAGUUGUUCUUGCAAGCGGAAGGAUGUUGGUCGAGCAGCCCUACCUCAGCGGACCGCAGGUUGGCAUUUCGCCGUCGACCCAGACUCAAGACGAGUGCUAGGAGCGGUAGAGCAUGUGCAGAACGAGUGCAAUGCUGACAAAAUCACUCUCCUGAAGCCAGUUCUGAGUAUGCAGAAUGUCACAGCCACUCUGCUGAUCCAUGAUGACAUGUGCCAUUUUGAAACUUUCGCCAAGAAGCACCAUGCGAAGCUUGUCGCAAAUGUGCGGCAUUUCGUGAUCGAUGCGUUUCAUUGCCCCAACCACACGUGCGCAAAGCGGGUGUGGACAGCCGCCGAGAAAAAGCGGUGCAAGAAUGUCCGGACCAAUGUUUCUGAAAGCUUUAAUGCAUGGGUCCGCGGGCUCAAUUUCUUUGUAAACAAUCUUCGACCACUGUCACAUAGGUUUUGGGUCGAGGAGAUGUGUCGUUUCUACAACGACAAUUUGCAGUCUGUGCCGAUCAGGAUCCGCAGACGGACUAAUGUUUUGGGGCGGGCCCGCAAGGUGCUGAAGCGCCCGUCGGCUGUCCGUGCUCGAAAGAACAACUAG
This is a messenger RNA of Symbiodinium sp. CCMP2592, 3249 nucleotides long. Lineage: Eukaryota; Dinophyceae; Suessiales; Symbiodiniaceae. The record is from the annotation of a GenBank genome assembly.